AUGGCUCUUAAGUACCUCAUUACUGGUGCGACCGGCGGACUGGGUGAGCAAACCCUUGCAUACUUCGUUGCCAAUUGCCCAGCCACCGAAUACGCCGCCGCGUCUUCGAGGGAGUCGAAUCGCAAGCAAUUCGAGGAUCGAGGUAUUGCUUUUAGGCAUGCAAACUACGACGAUCCAGAGACGCUGGAGGCGGCGUUUCAAGACGUAGAGAAUCUGCUCUUUGUUAGCACCAAUGUGUUCGAUAACGUGAAGCGCAAAAGACAGCACGAGAAUUUCGUUGCUGCGGCUAAGAAAGCGGGCGUUAAGCAUGUCUGGUAUACUUCACUUUCCUUCGGUGGUUUAGAAUCUACCUCAAAAGCAGCAGUUCAGAAAGUUCAUCUUGAAACCGAGGAUCUACUUAAAGAAUCGGGAGUCACAUUUACCUCCGUCCGCGAAGGAGUCUACACCGAAGCAUUCCCCGUAUUCAUCAACUGGUUUCCAACAACCAGCACGAUUUCCCUCCCAUCAGACGCCCCUAUCUCCUUUACAUUGCGCACCGAGCUCGGCGAAGCAACAGCUCGUCUAAUGAUCGCCGGCGGCCACGAGAACGAAAUUGUCCUCUUAACAGCCCCGGAAGCCAUCCGACCCUCGGAAAUCGUGGACGUGAUUAACAAGACGACAGGUCGACAGGUCAAAUUCGAGCUGGUCUCACCGGACGAGUACGUCCGGCUGAAUGGAGAAAAUGAUCUAGGCGGCAAGCCGCGAGCAUUCUUUGAGAUGACCAAGUCAUGGUGGGAUGGUAUUACUAAGGGUGAAUUGCAGACGACUCAUCCACUGAUGAAGGAGAUUUUGGGGAGAGAGCCUGUUAAGGCGAGUGAUGCUAUUCGGAAUCUGUUGACAGAGAACCCGGACUUUACUUGGCAUCAGAAUUAUGCGUAA
Molecule: messenger RNA, 918 nt
Organism: Aspergillus tanneri
Lineage: Eukaryota; Fungi; Ascomycota; Eurotiomycetes; Eurotiales; Aspergillaceae
Product: putative NmrA-like family protein
Exons: 3
Coding region: 1-918 (305 amino acids)
Source: RefSeq, a predicted model, not a curated record